Molecule: messenger RNA, 428 nt
Organism: Teleopsis dalmanni
Lineage: Eukaryota; Metazoa; Arthropoda; Insecta; Diptera; Diopsidae
Exons: 3
Coding region: 51-410 (119 amino acids)
Source: RefSeq, a predicted model, not a curated record
CUAGAAACGAAAUCCAAGAAUGACAAAGAAGUGUUUCCACGGCUCGACCUAUGACACCACAGACCAAUGGCGGGAAACAGAUGAUGAAUUGGACAAUCGAUAGUAGAUUGACAAACCUCCAAAAGAAUUUAGAGAAGAUUGCAGAUAAAAAGUAUAGUCGACGCAAUCAUCGAUCAGGAACAGAAAAAAAGUUGCGACAAUCUGCCAAGAUCCGUACCAUGCGAAAACUGCAAGCUGUGAAUACAGAUCAAGAGGAAACAAAAACACCCCGUGCAGAUGAUAAUAUUGACGUUGAGGCACCAUCUGCAAUGUAUAGUUAUUGUGAUUUCACCUGUCAUAUGAAGAAGCUCAAUGAAAAUAAAAUUAAGAGCUCUAGAGAAAUGACUGAAUUGAAGGAACUAAACCGAUAACUAUUGGCAAUCAGAAUA